GUUUGCCUAUUAGAGUUUGAUUAGAAUUAGAAGGAGCAGCGUCAGGAAUAUUUUACGAAAAGUGAACUUAUCAGAAAUGGCAACCCCUAUCAACUUAAGUGAGAGUGAAUCUCAAUUUUUUCAAGAUCUAGUUCCACCAGAAUCAUUUAAUAUAAAAAAAAUACAAAUGGAAGAAUUCACUAAAAGGCAUUCACUGCUAAAGAAUCGAGUUGUUUUAAUUACAGUGAGUGUAGGACCUAACUCUAACUCUAACUAAAAUAGGAAAAAUGUAUGCUAUCCACCCCACCCUACCCCCUUUUUCUCUGCGUGUUGGGUCCUUUUUUUUGUUGUUUUUUGACAUGGGCGCCAUCUUUGUUGUCAUGGCAGCAUGUAGUACACAGUGGAAAAAAAUGGGGAAGGAAAAGGGAUAUUGUGUAACAGUACUUCAGACAACAAAAUUAGAAUUAGAGCUUCAUUUUUUCUAUGGUGAAUGUAGAAACUUUUUUGUAUUGUAUUCCUCUAGAUAUGCGGCUAGAAGCGUCAAUGAUGUGCGAUCACCUUUCAUAAGUAAUUUCAUCUAUCCAUCCCUGUGGAACUACAGCCCAUGUAUGGCUUUGGCCUGCCUCACCACCACAUCCUUCCACUUAGACAUAACUGAUGCUUUUCAUUUCCAUGCUUUUCAUUUCCAUGCUCAUUGCUUGGAUUCCCAGCUGCUUUAGAUCUUUUUCCACAUCCUCCAUCCAUCUAAUAUCUAAGCCUAGGUCUGCCUUUGAGCCGUUUUCAUCUGGGGUUUUGGUGGUUCACCCUCUUUACUCCUCUGUUAUUUGGCAUUCUUUCUAAGUGUCCCGCCCAGUGUAGCCUGCCCUUUUUAUUUCUGCUAUCAACGUGAAAUCCUUAUACAGACAUACAAUUUUAGCCGCUACAUUAAUUUCGUGGCGAACGUGACAACCUUUAUUGUAUCCCUCCAGAUAUGUGGCAAGAAGUCUUAAUGAUCAGCUGUCGCUUUCUUCCAUCAAGUAUCAUUUAAAAGUGUGUGCAACAGCCACACACUGUGGUGAAAAAAGCAUAAAAAUAAAGAAAAAUGAUAAAAUAUAUUUUUGAAAUACCGGUAUCCAAAAUAAUGAAAACUCAACUUACAGUUUAAUUGAUUAACUUUUAUAAACUAAAGUUUAUUACAGGUUUCACCAAAAAUAAAAUUCACAAGAUGUCAGAAAAGUCCAAAUCCAUUUUUACAUGGCACCAGAAAAUAGCCUCAUUUUGAAAUAUUAUAAUUAACCACGCUAUGAAAUAUUAGUUUUUUAAAAAGUCAUCAAUCAAAAAAUUUCAUCAGCAUAUUAAUAAAAAAAAGUGAACAGUUUUCUCUAUCAACAAUUCACGACUAAGGGGAGUUCCCUCAUCCACAGAAACUCUGGGGAGAACUGUAAAGUUGACCAGACAUAGUAGCAUAAUUUGUGAGCAUGUAGGAAGUGGGUCUGCAGGUGCAGUCAGCCUCAGGCAGUACAUUUUUACCUUAUAUUGACAUGCAGCACUUUUGGCCCACUACAUAAUUACUGGCCGAAUUACUUAUAUUUGGUUAGCAUUAUUACUUUUCUGGGAAACUUAGAUUUUUGGUUACUUUUGGAAGCCACUUGGGUUUCACUGAUUUGCUAUUUGCCUGUGAUAAUCAGCAGCUGAUUAAUUAUUAUGUUUUAGCUUUAAAUAAUGAAAUUGUUAUAAAUUUUAGGUAAUACAUUAUACUAUUUGAUAGAGCUCGUAUUUGGGCUACUGGGACUGGGAGUAAAGGUUAAACAUCAUUAUGCAAUAACUGCAUCAGGAAAAAGAAGCGAGCGCUACUCUUCACCCAAACAUUUUAACCUUGAUGUCAAUUGUGCCCGCCUCUGCAAAGUUACUUUGAAUCAGCCCGUUACAUGGCUAGAAAUAUGCCUUUGAGCACGGUUUCUAAAACUUUUCUGUAGUAUGCACCCCAUACAGAUCAUUUGACUAAUCUCUCACUCUCUAAAAAAAGGUAACUAUGCAUUUUAAAAUUGGAAACAAAAUGGACUUUUAAUUUUCUUAUUAAAAUUAAAAGAGAUCUGUAAAUCUUAUAAAAUAAACCCGUGACUUAUUAAACAAACUUAAAUGUAAAUGAAGAAAUUUAAAAAGUAAUUAAAUAUAUAUAUAUAUCAUAACUUAAAAGUUAAUGGCUUCUCUGUUCUUAAAAUCAGGUUUCCUCGCACCCCUAGAAAUGUCAUCCCUCUGAUUGGGAAACUCAGAUCUAUCACUCAAUGAAAAAGUUGUGUGCCCAGGAAAUCUGCCCCAUUGUACAAGAUAAUAUUUUAAAAAAAAUCUAAAUUAGUUAUUAUAACUAGCGGAAGCUGUCGUUGCUCCACUCCCCUACUGGCUAUGUUACUGGUACAUACAUUUCUAAUAUUUUAAUUACAUACACGGGACAUGGGAAAGUAGCCAUAAUACAAGCAUUUCUUAUUUUAUGUAAUAUCUGGGCUCACCAGCAUCCCCAUUACAAAAAAAUAAAAAUAAUAUAAUCUAUUUUAGUUUUAGUCACUAUAGCCCAAAUAAUGUAUCCAGCUAAUAUUGUUAAAAAUCUAACCUUGUGGUAAAAAAGAAAACAGUGUAUUGUGCUAGUGUAGGUUUAACCAACCAAAACCACCAGAGGAGUUUGUUCCAUUUUUGAAGUCUUGACAGCUCAGGAAAAUAAAAUCUGCCCUGAUAGUGUAAACACUGAUGAAGUUACAGAAUUGGCAUACAAAUAUAGACAGUGAAUUUUGGGUGGGGGUGGGAUGAAUCAUAGUGCGCUUAGACUUUGACAUAUGCGAUUUGGUAACAAUUUGAUGAACAAUAUUUUAUUAUCAUUAUGUAGUUAUACAACUAAUAAGCAUUUUAGUAGCUGAUUAAUCUUUCAAAAAAGAAGAUUACAACAAAUUGGCAAAAUGGCUGAAUUGGAUCAAUUAACAAUUAUCUGGUCAACACUAGAAGCAAAUAAAUUGGCCAAAAACAAUGCCAUCUAAAUGUGUCCUAAUAAAAACCACACUGCUUAUUAAGCUUCUUAUUUUUAAAUAUCACUAUUAUUAUCUUAAAAAACUUUUUAUAUGACUUUUGCAAGUCAGGUGGAACUACAGUACCACUUGAGAGUAGAACUGUUCGCUUUAUUGACAACUUCAGCAUUGGUACAAGAGGUGCAACCUCAGCAGAGUAUCCUUUAUGUCUUCUAUGCAUCACAAAAGUCCAGGACCUGAUAAUCAACAACUUAUGUAAAAUUUAAAAAAAAAUUAACAGAGGUACCUCUUUUUCCCUAACUGGUGUGACAGAUAUUUUCUAAAACAGGGCUAUGCAGUUUUGUUUCUCCAUCGUCAUAGAUCUCUUCAACCAUUUUUUCAGAGGGUUGAGAAAAACAUUUUGGAUAUUUUGUCAGUCUCUGAAAAUGACCCAACUGUUAUAACUGGUGAGAUUUCUUAGUUCUUCUAUUUAUAAACCAGUUGUUAAUGCUAAUGUUUUUUAUUAAACAUUUUUAAAAAAGUUCUAUUUCAUUUGUUGGCAUUGAUAUAUAGUUAAUCCUUUUUGAUUUUUUUUUAAAUGAUACUUAUAAUGUCAUCCAUUAGGAUUAAAUUUCCCAAAAUUUCAUUAAAUUUAUUUUGAAAUAGACAUAUAUUCAAUGUGAGUCUUGUGUUUCUACUUAGAUUUCUCAUUUUCAAUAAAUUUCCUAAAAAAUUUCAAGAUAAGUUUUACUUUCCGAACUAUUUCUCAGACCACAAUUUUAAAAAAUUUAAUUUGUCAAAACCAUUUCUUCUAUGACAUUUUAUUUUAAUAUAUAUAUAUACAUAUAUAUAUGUGAUAAUAUUAUACAAUACUGGACAACUCUUAGACAGCUUUAUAUGUUUCCUGACUUGUAUCACAGGUAACAAAAUUUUAAAAAAAUAUUUACUUCAUAUUUAUUUUUGAUAUAAAACUGAUUUUUACUUAUUUUUAAGUUUCGUAAAUAAAAUUUUUUCUUAUAUUUCCUAGUAAGUCCAAGUUUAGCCAAGAGUUUGGCCCCUGUUGUCAAAGAUUACCACAAAUACAAAAAUGAAGGCAUGCUCUCUAUGGUAGAGUUCACAACCCUUACUGAAUAUCUCAUUCUGUUGCGGGCAGCCAGUGAAGCCAUGCAGGCCUGUGGAAGAGAGGGGAUGGUAUACCUUGCAGCGGCUGUGGCUGAUUUUUAUGUUCCAAGAGGGUUAAUGGUAAUGAAACUAUUCUAAUUCUAUUAAUAAUAAUUUUGGUUGUUAAAAUAAUUUUUCGAUACACUUUUAUGAACCUCAAUUGUAUUAGGUGACGUCUGGCCACAGUUUAUGAGCUUGUGUAAUGGACAGUAGUCAAAUGGAAGACUUGCAGUUGAGUUUUGUGUCAUUUUUCAAUUACAGCCUGAGCACAAGAUUCAAUCAUCAGAAGGAGCAUUAAAGUUGACUUUAGAGAUGACUCCAAAAAUGCUAAAACCCUUAGUAAAAGAGUGGUCGCCUAAUGCUUUUGUUAUAUCAUUCAAGGUAAUAAUAAUUUUGUGUGUGUGUGCGCAUCUAAUGAACAACUCUUUUGCCUAAAACUUAUUUGUUAGUUAUAGCAUAAUAUAUUAAUAAUAGGUUAAAAUAAGCAACAAAUGAACUUUUCACUUUUUAUUUAUUUUUUUGUUAGAAUUCUUUCGACUUGAAAUAUUUACAUAUGGUAAUACUAUUUAAGAUAAAUACUUUUUUUUUUUUUGCUGAUUAAUUCUAUAAACUUUAAUUAACACCAAGAUUUCUUUUUAAAUAUUGGCUGCAGUUACAUUAUAUCUGGAAACUGACACCAAAUCCAUAGUAUUAUCACAAAUAACUAAAAUAUGUUGGCUAAUGGAGGCUUUGACACUAAAUGAGAACAGAGCAUGACAUUUAAACAAGUGUGGUCUGUAAUAUAAAUGGAAUGCAAAUAUUAAGUAAUUAAUUUUUUAUCAAAUUCCUUACACAUUUUUAAAUAUUUCUUCACAGCUGGAAACAGAUCAAUCAUUAUUAAUAGAAAAAUCAAGGAAUGCUUUGCUAGUCUAUCAACACCAGGUAAUCUAUACUUUUGAGAUGUCUAUACAUAAGUUUCAGCAGCCCUAAACAAUCAAAUGUUCUUUGCCUGGAGUAAAAGAUGUAAAAUUAAAUCCAUUAUUAUAUUUUAUUCAAAUAUCAAAGAUUGUUUAAACAUUUAAUUGUGCUAAAUAUUUUCAAAAUAAUUAAUUUAAAAAAAAACAUUUAUGCUUUAUUUCAUUUUGUGCAGAUGGUCAUAGCAAACAUAUUAGAGACAAGAAAAAAAGAAGUAUUUAUCGUUACCAUGGAUGCUGAGGAAAUACUACGCCUUAGUGAUGAAGAAUUGGCAGCUGGGAGAGAAAUUGAGGAACCCUUGAUUGAUAAGUUGGUAGAACAUCACACAACCCUCCUCCUGUCCUAGAAAAUGUAUCAAGUCUUUCCUGGUAGAACAAGCUUGUUUGUUUUAUUAUUGUCACAUUUUACAAAUAUAUGUAAACAAAUAAUUGUGGAACAUAGUUGAAAAAAUAUAUUUAAAAAAAAGACAAGCUCAUAACCUCUGUGAUUUCUGUUUACUUAAAUAGCAUGGAAAGAAAUACUUUAUAAACAAUCAUUUAAAUGUUUCUUUUUUUUUUAAAAAAAUAGAACCAUGUUGAUCAUUGAUAUUGAUCUUAACUUGAAAAUACAAGAGUCAAAUUUUAUUUCAAACCAACACUCAUUGCGAACGCAGUUAAUUGCUGGAUCUUAAGGGACAUAGUUGGAGGACAUAAAUGGAAGAAAA
Lymnaea stagnalis (great pond snail) is the source of this 5769-nucleotide messenger RNA. Lineage: Eukaryota; Metazoa; Mollusca; Gastropoda; Lymnaeidae. The record is from the annotation of a GenBank genome assembly.